This is a messenger RNA of Jaculus jaculus (lesser Egyptian jerboa), 3312 nucleotides long. It is a transcript of the gene Adamts8, whose product is annotated as ADAM metallopeptidase with thrombospondin type 1 motif 8. The coding region runs from base 1 to 2688 and encodes 895 amino acids. Gene Ontology annotation, biological process: proteolysis; extracellular matrix organization. Gene Ontology annotation, molecular function: zinc ion binding; metalloendopeptidase activity. Lineage: Eukaryota; Metazoa; Chordata; Mammalia; Rodentia; Dipodidae. The transcript is spliced from 9 exons. The record is from RefSeq and is a predicted model, not a curated record.
AUGCUCCGCGCGCCCGCCGCCUCCCGGUGGCCGCCUCUCCUGCUGCUGCUGCUGCUGCCGCCGCCGCCGCCGCGUGCCUGCGGCGCCCCGGCCGGCCCGGGCACCGGGGGACAGGCCUCGGAGCUCGUGGUGCCCACGCGGUUGCCAGGCAGCGGGAGCGAGCUCGCCUUCCACCUGUCCGCCUUCGGCCGGGGCUUCGAGCUGCGCCUGGCGCCCGACGCCAGCUUCCUGGCGCCCGGGUUUAAGAUCGAGCGCCUUGGGGGCUCGGGGGUGGCGGCCGGGGGUGAGCGCGGACUGCGCGGCUGCUUCUUCUCGGGCACGGUGAACGGGGAGCCCGGGUCGCUGGCGGCCGUCAGCCUGUGCCGGGGGCUCAGCGGCUCCUUCCUGCUGGCCGGGGAGGAGUUCACCAUCCAGCCUCAGGGCGCCGGGGACGCCCUGGACCAACCGCAUCGCCUGCAGCGCUGGGGGCCCGGGCCACGCCGCGGGGACCCCGAGCUCGCCACCACCGAAGCCCGCCGCCCCCCUCAAGGACUCGAGUGGGAGGGGGAGAUGGGAGAGGGCCAGGAGACGGGCGACGACGAAGACGAGGAACCCAGAGAGGCAGAAGACGUCAGCGAACUGCCAUCGCCCUUGACCGCCACGACCAGGACCAAACGGUUCGUGUCCGAGGCCCGCUUCGUGGAGACGCUUCUGGUGGCCGACGCGUCCAUGGCAGCCUUCUAUGGGGCCGACCUGCAGAACCACAUCCUCACCGUGAUGUCUGUGGCAGCCCGCAUCUACAAGCAUCCAAGCAUCAGGAAUUCCAUCAACCUCAUGGUGGUAAAGGUGCUGAUAGUGGAAGAGGAAGGAUGGGGCCCUGAGGUGUCAGACAAUGGUGGACUCACACUGCGCAACUUCUGCAGCUGGCAGCGACACUUCAACAAACCCAGCGACCGCCACCCGGAGCAUUACGACACAGCCAUCCUGCUCACCAGACAGAACUUCUGCGGGAAGGAAGGACAGUGUGACACUCUGGGGAUGGCGGACAUUGGCACCAUCUGUGACCCCAGCAAGAGCUGUUCCGUGAUCAAAGAUGAGGGACUACAAGCAGCUUACACAUUGGCCCAUGAGUUGGGGCACGUUCUCAGCAUGCCUCAUGAUGACUCUAAGCCUUGUGCACGGCUCUUCGGGUCCAUGGGAAAGCACCACAUGAUGGCGCCGCUCUUCGUGCAUGUGAACAAGUCCCUGCCCUGGUCUCCCUGCAGUGCCAUGUACCUCACUGAGCUCCUGGAUGAUGGCCACGGAGAUUGUCUCCUAGAUGCCCCCACCUCAGCUCUGCCACUCCCCACAGACCUGCCUGGCCACCACAACCUCUAUGAGUUGGACCAGCAGUGCAAACAGAUCUUUGGUCCUGGUUUCCGCCACUGCCCCAACACUUCUGUGCAGGACAUCUGUGCCCAGCUCUGGUGCCGCACAGAUAGCGAUGAGCCCAUCUGCCACACAAAAAAUGGCAGCCUGCCCUGGGCUGAUGGCACACCCUGUGGGCCCGGACACCUCUGUUUAGAUGGCAGCUGUCUUCCCACAGAAGAAGUGGAGAAGCCCAAGGCUGUGAUAGAUGGAGGUUGGAGCCCAUGGGGACCCUGGGGAGAAUGUUCCCGCACCUGUGGAGGAGGAAUACAGUUUUCCCAUCGUGAGUGCAAGAAUCCCGAGCCUCAGAAUGGAGGAAGAUAUUGCCUGGGUAGAAGAGCCAAGUACCAAUCAUGCCACAUGGAGGAAUGCCCCCCGAAUGGAAAAAGCUUCAGGGAGCAGCAAUGUGAGAAAUAUAAUGCCUACAAUCACACUGACCUGGAUGGUAAUUUCCUGCAGUGGGUCCCCAAAUAUUCAGGGGUAUCCCCCCGGGACCGAUGCAAGUUGUUUUGCAGAGCCCGGGGGAGGAGCGAGUUCAAAGUGUUUGAAGCCAAGGUGAUUGAUGGAACUCUGUGUGGACCAGAGACCCUGUCAAUCUGCGUCCGGGGCCAAUGUGUCAAGGCUGGCUGUGACCACAUGGUAGACUCUCCUAAGAAGCUGGACAAAUGUGGGGUGUGUGGUGGCAAAGGAACCUCCUGCAGGAAGGUUUCUGGCUCCUUCACUCCUUCCAGUUAUGGCUACAAUGACAUUGUCACCAUCCCAGCUGGUGCCACAAACAUCGAUGUGAAACAACGGAGCCAUCCAGGGGUCCGGAACGAUGGCAACUACCUGGCACUGAAGACAGCCAGCGGGCAGUACCUGCUCAAUGGCAACCUAGCCAUCUCUGCCAUAGAGCAGGACAUCUUGGUGAAGGGGACCAUCCUAAAGUACAGUGGUUCCAUUGCUGCCCUGGAGCGGCUGCAGAGCUUUCGGGCUCUACCUGAGCCUCUGACAGUUCAGCUCCUGACUGUGCCUGGUGAGGUCUUUCCCCCCAAAGUCAAAUAUACCUUCUUUGUUCCUAACAACAUGGACUUUGGCAUGCAGAACAACAAAGAGAGAGCAACUACCAAUAUCAUUCAGCCACUCCCCCAUGCGCAGUGGGUGCUAGGGGACUGGUCUGAGUGUUCCAGCACUUGUGGGGGUGGCUGGCAGCGGAGGACUGUGGAAUGCAGGGACCCCUCAGGCCAGGCCUCUUCCACCUGUGACAAGGCUCUGAAACCUGAGGAUGCCAAGCCCUGUGGAAGCCAGCACUGUCCCCUGUGAUCCUCUGGUGGUAACAUCUUAUGCUCAUGGACCUGGGCUGCUAGGGAAUAGACAAGGGUCCACUCUGCAGUGAUACUCUACAUCAAGAUGGCAUGGCCUACUCGGCCUCUUAUUGCUGCAACCCUUUGGGUGCUGCCUAAAUUCAUAAGGAGGCAUAAAGAGGGUAUAGGGUGAUAAAUCCUUAAGUUGACUGUCUAGUGGACUGAACCUUGUUUGAGUUCAUUUAGAGGGCAUAGGUUAAAAGGUAAAACUGCACUUCUUGACCCAAAUGGAAGAUUUUAGAACCAAUUUUUUUGCAAAGGACUAACAAAUGAAAAAAAAAAGUCUUUUCUAUUUGGUUUCCCUGAUAAAUAAUCUACCUCACAGGGGAAAAAAUUAGUACAAGAGAUGUGUGGGGCCACAAGUUGGUGGUGAAUAUUAAAGCAAGCUUUAUUGCUGCCCCUGAGCUGCCUUUGGAAAUGACCAUAACUCUCUUCACUGGCAAAAUCCAUUGUCUAAAAGGCAGUGGUAUCCAUCACAGAGUUGUGGAGAGCUACAUGUUCUCAGGCUGCCACCUGCUGGGGUGGAUCUAUUUCAAAUAUUUAUGCAAACAUGUCUCUGAACUAAAGUGUGAUCUUGUGCCAA